This is a messenger RNA of Spirodela intermedia, 2548 nucleotides long. The record is from the annotation of a GenBank genome assembly. Lineage: Eukaryota; Viridiplantae; Streptophyta; Magnoliopsida; Alismatales; Araceae.
AUGGAGGGGCUUCUCCACGCAGUUCUACCCCGUGGACGCUCGCAGUGGCUGGGCUCCUCUCCAAACCCUAAUCGCGACUUUCCGGCGACGGCGAGGAGGAGCGGCGGCCCGUUGUUGGAGCGGAAGCUCCAACUCCGCUUUCCCCCGGGAGGCGCCCUCCAUUGCGGAAGAGGGAGAAUCUGUUCUGCGGCGAAGAACGUCGAUGAGGAAGCUGAAGAGAUUAAUCUCGAUUGGAAGCUGGAAUUCGUCGCCGCGAAGAAGAAGAAGAAGCCAGCGGAGAAGUCGAGGCUUCUGGCGGACACAGAAAGCAUGGACUGGUGCGUCAACGCGAGGAAGGUUGCCUUGAGGAGCAUCGAAUCCAGGGGCCUCGCCCAGUCCAUGGAAGCCAUGGUCACUGGGAAAAGGAAGAAGGCCAGGAAGCCGAAGAAGGCCAGCAGGGUUACCAACAAGAAGAUCCGGAAUAAGAACGAGCUCGAAGACGAAUUGGAAGAAUUAGACAUGGAGGAGAUGGGCUUUGAGAGCAGUUCCGGCGACCUCGAGCAGAGGGUGAGCAUGAUUGCCGACGGAAUGUUCGAAGAGAUGAAGGAGAAGGCCAGGGAGGCCUUCAUAGAGAAGCUUUCCCAGUUCUCAGGACCCUCAGACAGGAAGAAGGAGAUCUCCUUGAACAGAGAGAUAAUCGACGGCCAAACUGCGGAGGAGGUUCUGGAGGUCGCCGCAGAGGCGAUCUCCGCCGUCGCCAAGGGGCUGAGCCCUUCUCCUCUAAACCCAAUCAACAUCUCCACCGCCCUCCACAGGAUCGCUAGGAACAUGGAGAAGGUCUCCAUGACGAGAACCAGGAGGUUGGCCUUCGCUCGUCAGAGAGAAAUGUGUAUGCUCGUGAGCAUCGCCAUGGUCACCCUGCCCGAGUGCUCCGCACAAGGAAUCUCCAACAUCUCAUGGGCGUUAUCCAAGAUCGGCGGGGAGCUUCUCUAUCUCUCGGAGAUGGAUCGGGUCGCCGAGAUCGCCAUCACAAGGGUCGAGGAGUUCAAUGCCCAGAAUGUCGCCAACAUCGCCGGGGCCUUCGCCGCAAUGCAGCACUCCUCCCCGGAGCUGUUCUCGCAGCUAUCCAGAAGAGCAGCCGACCUGGUUCCCACUUUCCAGGAGCAGGAGCUCGCCCAAACUCUGUGGGCAUUCGCCUCCCUCAACGAGCCUGCGGAUUCCUUGCUGGACGCCGUCGACGAAGCUCUGAACGCGGGAAUCACCAUCGAUUUCUCCGCGGAAGAGGAUGAACCAGCGCAACUGGAGACCCUCCUCAGAAUCGAAGGGACCCGGGUCCAGAAUGGCCUCAAUUUUAGCAGGAUCCAGCUCGGGAACCUGGCCUGGUCUUAUGCGGUUCUUGGGGGAAUGGAGCGCCCGUUCUUCUCUCGCCUGUGGGGGAUCUUGAGCUCUGUUGCAGAGACAAGGAUCUCGGAGCAGCGCAGGGAGGACAUAGUCUUUGCCUCGCAGGUCCACCUAGCGAACCAGUGCCUGAAAGUGGAGUAUUCCCAUCUGGGCCUGUCGCUGAGGAACGCUCUGGAGGAGAAGAUCUCCAGAGUGGGGAAGACGAAAAGGUUCAGCCAGAAGACCACAUCUUCGUUCCAGAAGGAGGUCGGUAGGCUCCUGGUAAGCACAGGCCUCGAGUGGGCAAGAGAGUAUGCGAUCGAUGGGUACACCCUGGACGCUGCACUGGUCAACCAGAAGCUAGCCUUUGAGGUUGACGGGCCAACCCACUUCUCGAGAAACACUGGUGCGUUUUCCAACUCGUGAAGCAUAUCAGAUUGCCUCGAGAUUUUCAGAUUUUAUUUAUCUGCUUAAAUGGGAUAAUUUUUUUCAUGGGUUUGUGUAAAAGGUGCUCCUUUGGGUCACACGGUGCUCAAAAGGCGCUAUGUUGCUGCUGCUGGCUGGAGAUUGGUCUUUCUGUCUCACCAGGAGGUAGCUCCUUCGAAAUUUCUAUCAAGUUAUUUGGAUUAGAUGAAUUCUCGAAUGAUCUGGACGUGUUUCUCUAAAAUCACGGAUUUAUUUAUUUAUUAUUUUAAAUUUAAUUUUUAUUUCAAGUGUUCCAGACAUUAAACGCGGUUUGUCAGGCUCUCUCGUGUUUCCAUCGUCUCUCAUCAAAACCAUCCAGUUUUUUUCUACUUUGGGAAAAAUGAGAAUGAUUUUAAUUGCUCUCGAAAUCCACAAAAAUGUACUAUUUCUGAUCCUGAUUAUGCUCGGAUCUCUGCCUUCAGACAAAGAAAAACGAAGGAUCGGAAUCAUGAUUGAUGGGUGGAAACCAUAAUGCUUGAUCCAAAGCAUUUACUCCUCUCUUUUUAUAUAAAAAAAGGGUCAAAUCGAAUAUAUCUAGAUAUUUAUGGGUUACUUAUCAAAUAUCAACCUUUCCAUCAUAUAUUGAUGCAUCCUUUUAUUUUCCAUGCAGUGGGAAGCCCUUCAAGGUGCUAGUGAGCAGUUGGAGCACCUGAGGAGGAUUCUUGGCAUCAACCCAAGCGAUGAUCUCCAAGGAAAUAUGGCUGCAUCAAGAGUAGAAUCCUAG